Molecule: messenger RNA, 495 nt
Organism: Lolium perenne
Lineage: Eukaryota; Viridiplantae; Streptophyta; Magnoliopsida; Poales; Poaceae
Source: RefSeq, a predicted model, not a curated record
AUGGUCAGAUCGGGACAAGAGGCACACCGCCGCAACCGGAGCAACAACUCCGUCCACCAUCGGCACUUGAGGACGGCCACCACGACGACCCGCACGGCGGACGCAGAGCAGCGCCCAGGGGCGCGACCGCACACAUCCAAGGAGGUUGCGCAGCCACAUCCCAGACUGAGCCCGAGUCGGCCCAUAUCUGGCCCGUGCGGGCCGGCCACCGCCGCACUGCACCGCGUGGUGCCCACGCUAUGGCCCCGCAGCUACCAGCCUCAGAGCACCGCCGGCUCGACGGCCACCGCCGCCGCGCCAGCUCCGCGGCCUCCACCUUCACGCACGGCCGCCCGACGACGCAUCUCCGCUGCGGACGCGCCGCCGGAGUGUGCCCCAACGCCCUCCGCCUUUGACGGCCGGGCGCCGCCACCACCGCCGGCGUCGGCGGCGGGGGCGGCCGGUGGGAGCGCUGGUGGGGGAGUCCUAUAUACUCCAGUUCUUUCUAAAGUCUGA